Messenger RNA from Ficedula albicollis (Collared flycatcher), 1685 nucleotides. It is a transcript of the gene MTERF3, whose product is annotated as mitochondrial transcription termination factor 3. The coding region runs from base 375 to 1658 and encodes 427 amino acids. Gene Ontology annotation, cellular component: mitochondrion. The record is from RefSeq and is a predicted model, not a curated record. The transcript has 7 exons. Gene Ontology annotation, biological process: regulation of DNA-templated transcription; mitochondrial ribosome assembly. Gene Ontology annotation, molecular function: double-stranded DNA binding. NCBI's taxonomy places the organism in Eukaryota, Metazoa, Chordata, Aves, Passeriformes, Muscicapidae.
AAGCGGCGGCUGCCGGCGUGAGGAGCCCUGCGAGGGGAGGGCGGCGAGCGCGGCCCAGUCUAAUCUCGCCGCCGUGCGGCUUUACGCGGAGGGCCCCGUCCCCGCGGGAGGGCUCAGGUCCUGGCUGGGCUUUCCCCGUGCUCCCAAAGGAGCGGCUGUCGUACAGGGCGGGCCGUGGCCUUCAGACCCGUUCCGAUCUCCUCAUCUCCUCCGUCUGUCGCGCGUUUAAAGCCCUAAGGCAGCUGGGUGGCGCUUUGUAGCGGGGCAUUGCUGUAACGCCCAGAGCAUUCGCCUCGCGGCUCUAGGCGAGGCAGGCCGCGCCCGUGCCGCUCCGCGCCGCUUUCUCCCCGCAGGAUGCCGUGCUGAGGUGGGUGAUGGCGCUGUGGGCCCGGCCCGUCUCCCGCUGGCGCUGCCUGCUGACCGCGGCCCGUGCUGAUGUUCCCCGGAGGCCGGGGAGCCGCGGCGGCCCCUGGGCCUGCCCUGGGCUCGCCGCUGCGGCUGUGCCGCCCGCCGGGAAGCCGCUCGUUCUGUGCGCGGGGGGGGGGGGGGGGGGGGGGAAGCCGCUCGUUCUGUGCGCGCUGCAGGCGGGCAGGCGGCUGGCUGCGGGAAGCUGCUCCCCGCCCGACAGCGCCCGGCGUGCAUCCUCCUGUUCUCCCGAAAGUAACCUGCCUUCGGUGCAACAGGGACGCGCGAAAGUAGAAACAUUACCUGACCUGAAUGCAAAAAUACUGGACGAAGACUGGGAUGACAUCCCACCUUCAUCUGCUUUGGAAGUGAUCUCUGAGGAAGAAGCUGUACAGAUCAUUGCAGAACCACUUGUUCCCCUUCAGUCUUCCACGCUCCGAGAUUAUGUUGAUCACUCAGAAACCCUCGAGAAACUUGUCCACCUAGGAGUUGACUUAUCCCAAGUGGAGAAACGUCAAAAGGCAGGUCAGCUCUUACUGACCUUGGACUUUGAAAAAGAUGUAAAAAAAGUACUUCUGUUUCUUAAGGAUGUGGGUCUCGAAGACAAUCAACUAGGACCAUUCUUGACCAAAAAUCCAUACAUCCUUGGUGAAGAUCUGGAAGCUUUAGAAACCAGAGUGGCUUACCUAAAAUCAAAAAAAUUUGGUAAGUCAGAAAUUGCUCAGAUGGUCUCAAGAGCUCCAUAUUUGCUGUUGUUUUCAGUGGAAAGACUGGAUAACAGACUGGGUUUCUUCAAAAAUGAACUUGGUCUCAGUGUAAAAAAGACAAAGGAUCUGGUGAUUCGCCUUCCAAGGCUACUGACUGGCAAAUUAGAGCCUGUAAAAGAAAAUCUUCAGGUUUGUCAAAUUGAACUUGGUUUUCAACGUAAUGAAAUUCAACAAAUAGUGUAUAAAACUCCCAAGAUUUUAACUGCAAGUAAAAAGAGACUCAAACAGACAUUUGACUACUUACACAACAUAAUGGGUAUUCCCCACCACAUGCUUACUCGCUUUCCUCAGGUUUUCAACUCAAAGCUAUUACGAAUCAGAGAGAGGCAUAUGUUUCUUGCAUUCUUGGGAAGAGCCCAGUAUGACCCAGCACAACCCAGCUACAUCUCUCUGGAUCAGCUGGUAUCCUUGCCCGAUGAGGUGUUUUGUACAGAGAUUGCCAAAGCAUCUAUGCAGGACUUUGAAAAUUUCUUAAAAGCACUUUAAUUAGUAGCACAUAUAAGAAAUUAUAGA